CGGCAGGUGAGGGCAGCGGGCACGGAGGCUGGAAGCACGAGGUGGAAAUCACUGGCAGUUCUCGGCCCUCUUCUCCCGUCGAGUCUGGCCCGGGUGAUGUCGGGUGGAGGCGAGGAAGAGGCAGCAUCUGGACGCUGGGAGAGAGCGGCGCUGAGGGCCGGAGAAAGCGAUCUCGGCGUCGGUGGACGGAGCCCCUUUAUUUUGCUGAAAGGCCCUUUCUGCUGCGGAGUCUCUAGUGUCCCGCUUGGGCCCGGCGUGAAGCUCAGAUAUACGUGUUCACGGCAAGUGCGAGGAUCCUCCUACUCUCGGUUCCCUUUUUAGGCGUAGCAGGAGUUGGUGAUUGUUGAAUGAAUGAGCACGCUGAAAGUGAAUAAACUUAAUUGAGAAUGUCUGAAAACUUGAACAAAUCCAGUAUAAAUGAAGCAGGAAAAUCAAAAUCAAAUGAUUCUGAGCAAGGCCUUGAAGAUGCUGCAGAAGGCUCUGAUGAAGCUUCACGGGAAAAAAUAAAGUCGGGCUCUCCUAGCGCCCAAAGAGUGCAAAGACCUCACUCCAGUCCUCCUCGUUUUGUGACAGUAGAAGAACUCCUAGAGACAGCAAAAGGAGUCACUAACAUGGUUCUAGCCCAUGAAAUUGUAGUAAAUGGAGACUUCCGGAUUAAACCUGUUGAAUUACCAGAAGACAGUUUGGAGAAGAGAGUAAAGGAGAUUGUACAUAAAGCGUUUUGGGAUUGCUUGAGUGUCCAGCUCAGUGAAGACCCCCCGACAUAUGACCAUGCCAUAAAACUUGUUGGAGAGAUCAAAGAGACUCUCUUAUCUUUCUUGCUGCCUGGUCACAGUAGACUGAGAAACCAGAUUACAGAAGUUUUGGAUCUGGAGCUGAUAAAGCAGGAGGCGGAGAAUGGGGCCCUAGACAUUUCCAAGCUGGCGGAAUUUGUCAUUGGUAUGAUGGGGACACUGUGUGCACCUGCUCGAGAUGAGGAAGUUAGGAAACUAAAGGACAUUAAGGAAAUAGUGCCCCUUUUCAGGGCAAUUUUUUCUGUGUUAGACCUAAUGAAAGUGGACAUGGCGAACUUUGCUGUCAGUAGCAUUAGGCCACAUCUCAUGCAGCAGUCAGUUGAAUAUGAAAGGAAGAAGUUUCAAGAGCUUUUGGAGAAGCAGCCAAAUUCCCUGGACUUCGUCACCCAGUGGUUGGAAGAAGCUGCAGAGGACCUUAUGAAUCAGAGGUAUAAAAAUGCCCUGCCAGCUGAGGGAGGGGCUGCUGGCUCAGGGGACAGUCUCCUGCCAAAUCCCGCUGCCGUCCAGAAUUACGCGUACCUGAGGCUUCUGAGAUGGGACCACCUCCGGAGACCGUUCCCUGAGACAGUUUUGAUGGACCAGUCCCGCUUCCAAGAGCUCCAGCUCCAGCUGGAGCAGGUGGCCAUCCUGGGGGCCGUGUUGCUGGUCACGUUCAGCAUGGCAGCCUCGGGAAUUUCCAGCCAGGCCAGCUUUGCUGAGAAACUCAAGAUGAUCGUGAAGAUCCUGCUGACAGAUCUGCAUCUGCCCUCCUUCCACCUCAGGGAUGCCCUGACCACCAUCGGGGAGAAGGUCUGCCAGGAGGUGAGCAGCCGCCUUUCCCUGUGUGGAUUCGCUCCCUUUACCACGGACAAGGAGACCGUGCUCAAGGGCCAGAUCCAGGCUGUGGCCAAUCCCGAUGACCCCAUCCGCAGGAUCAUGGAUUCCCGAAUCCUGGCCUUCUUAGAAAGCUGCCUUGCCUCGGGUCAUCAGAAGCCACUGCCCACGGUACCUGGGGGACUGGGUCCCGUCCAAAAAGAGCUGGAGGAAGUUGCUAUUAAAUUCGUUCGCUUGGUCAACUAUAACAAGAUGGUCUUCAGUCCCUACUAUGAUGCAGUCCUCACUCUCCUGCUCCCCCCGAAGACAAAAUGUCCUGUGGCAUGUAAAGUAUCCUUCAGAAUUUGAGUGGUUCUAUUUACUAUAUGCAGAUCAGAUUUGACAUGAUUUCCUGCCCAACGUGUUUGUGGAAACAGUGUCAGAACCACAAUAAGAUGUCUUACCGGUUAAAUGAAGUAGACAGGUGUGUAAGAACUUCUUCUCUGUGAAGAAAAGUUACUAAUAAGUUUGACAUAUUACUCCUGUAAGCUGCAGCUACUGUCUGACAAUUCUAAAGGGGCGAUUCAGAAAUUCUGUUUUUGUGGCAGUGCUUGCUUUCAUUUCUCCAAGCCUUCAAGUGUCUGGAAGUACAGAGGGCUGCUGCCCCCAGUUUUCUUGGUGAAUUUCCAGCAAUCGUUUGGCCUGCCCUGACUUGUAUGUAUAACAUUUGUACUUCUUAAUUUUGGGGCAGCACGGUAGAGUGGAAAGAUGGGGGCUGUCAAGAAACCAGUGCUCUGAUCCCAUUACUAUUACAUACUAGCUGGGGCUAAUCGGGACUCACUCCCAACACCUAUAAAGGAAAAGGACUAGACUUGACCUUUAAGCCCCUUUCUAGUUGUGAUGUUCUGUGGUACAUCUGACUUGAGAAACUUAAUAGACUGCAGUAGGAUUGUGCACAAAGCUCCCGAUUUAGAGGAAGAUCUGGAUUUGAGUCUUUCCUCUGUUGCCUUCUUACUGGUUUCAUGAUAUUGAUUGGCUAGUCAAUCUCCCUAGGGCCUCAGUAUUUUCGUCUAUAAAAUGGCAACAUUCACUAGCUCACACUUUCUGUGAGCAUUAAAUUUGAUAACGGUUAUAAGAAUGCUUUGUACGUGGAAAAGGACUAUAAAUUGCUUUAUCAACAACAACAGAGAGCAUAUAACCCUCUACCUGUAGGUGCACGUCGAUUAUUGUGAGAGGUCCCACUGUUGGUGCUCAACCUCCUUUUAGGCAAGUCCAUUCAUAGGCCUGUAGGGAGCUCUUCCUUCCCUGUCCCAGGAUGUAUUCUCUGUCACCAUCUCUCUGCUAGAGCUGCAGUCUUACCUUUUCUUAUCGCCAACGUCCACAUUCACUCCAGUGAUUUCUCCCCAUCGCCACCUCUAUGUUAUUAUUUGAAUGAAUGAAUGGACGACAAUGGAUGGUGGGCUGUGAUACUCAUUUAAAGGCAUUAUCUUAUUGAAAAUAUAAUCUACCUAAAGAACUACAAAGUGUUUGCAAUUGUGAAUUUAAACUGGAUUUUGUAUUAUUGAACUAUUUCUAAUAGGUAGCCUUUCAUUCAUAGUAUUUAGAGAAACUGAAGGGCAAAGCCUUUGAGCCCAAUAAGUUAUGUUAACCUAUUAAAUGUUCACAGAUAGUUUCAGAAAUAGUCCUAGAAAAUAAGCAUUAGAAACUUUAACAGGCACAAUUUUGCUUAAAACUGCCGCUAGUAUGAGUUUCUGCUAUACCUGAUUAUAUUGCCUUCUUUCUUUCUUUCUUUUUUUUUUUUUUUUAUCCUCAGAAAACGGUAGAUUCACCACCACACAUUAUAUUGCCUUCUGAACCUAAGAACUAGAGCUGUCUACAGGCCUGGUCUGAUGGAGUGUCAUUUAGGGUUUUUUUUAAAUAUAUUUUAUUGAUUAUGCUAUUACAAUUGUCCCAUUUCCCCCUUUUUAAUCGCCACCCCCCUACAUCUCCCUCCCACCUGCAUUCCCCCCUCCCCCGCACUUAGUUCAUGUCUAUGGGUCAUACAUACAAGUUCUUUGACUUCUCCAUAUCCUAUAAUAUUCGUAACUUUCCACUGUCUACUUUGUACCUACCAGUUAUGCUUCUUACUCCCUGUACCUUCCCCACCAUUCUCCCCCCUACCUCUCCCUGCUGAUAACCCUCCAC
Phyllostomus hastatus (greater spear-nosed bat) is the source of this 3770-nucleotide messenger RNA. RefSeq names its product t-complex 11 like 1 (gene TCP11L1). The transcript has 12 exons. Gene Ontology annotation, biological process: signal transduction. Lineage: Eukaryota; Metazoa; Chordata; Mammalia; Chiroptera; Phyllostomidae. The record is from RefSeq and is a predicted model, not a curated record. The coding region runs from base 387 to 1955 and encodes 522 amino acids.